CACAUGGAAUACCCGUACUGACCCGUCCUCCAAUGCAAUGAGAUGCUACAGAAGAAUGCUGAGACACAAACCAUCUGCAUGUGACCUCACGCAGAGGGAUCGUCUUAUCCUGACCUUGGAGCGUGUGUCACUAACUGUUGAAGUUCUAACCAAUAUGUCUAUGUCUGCUCAGCCUGAUACUAUAAAGCAGUCUCUUAUGGUAUUCCUCAAACUGAGGGAUGAUCUAAAGGUGUGUAGAGGAUCUCCAGAAUACAGUGAGCCCACCUCACCGGAGCUGAAGCUGUGGCUGCAUCACCUCCAGCGUUUUAAGGAGACGGCAUCUCCUGAUUGUGUCCAGGAGGCUGUGAUACUUACUCUCAUCCCUCUGAGAUUGGAAGAUGUGACAUGUUGGGCUCUCAACCAGUAA
Nanorana parkeri is the source of this 406-nucleotide messenger RNA. Its product is annotated as interferon lambda-3-like. Gene Ontology annotation, biological process: cell surface receptor signaling pathway via JAK-STAT; defense response to virus; innate immune response. The transcript has a single exon. NCBI's taxonomy places the organism in Eukaryota, Metazoa, Chordata, Amphibia, Anura, Dicroglossidae. Gene Ontology annotation, molecular function: cytokine activity. The annotation marks the transcript as partial. The record is from RefSeq and is a predicted model, not a curated record.